Messenger RNA from Monodelphis domestica (gray short-tailed opossum), 4773 nucleotides. It is a transcript of the gene SPOCD1, whose product is annotated as SPOC domain containing 1. NCBI's taxonomy places the organism in Eukaryota, Metazoa, Chordata, Mammalia, Didelphimorphia, Didelphidae. The record is from RefSeq and is a predicted model, not a curated record. Gene Ontology annotation, cellular component: nucleus. Gene Ontology annotation, biological process: DNA-templated transcription.
UUAUUCCUCCCCGUCGCCCCCAUUAUCAAAACCCUUAAAAUUGGCCGAGGCAGAAGCCUCUGCCUCCUGCUUCCAUAAAUCCAUUCCUCCUCCCGUCCCCUUCCGAGAGGCACCCUCCCGGGCUGUUCCCCCACCCCACCCCACAGCUCUCCCUGCAUGUUCAUGGUCUCCCUGGAUCCUGCCUGGCUGGCCGACAGGCAUGUCUGGAGAUGGGGAAGGGGAAGAUGCCUUCGGUCCCAAGGAUGUCCUGCUCUAUUCCCCUGACAGUGGCCCCUUUGUGGAGGAGACGGAGGAGGGCAGCUCUGUUUUGAGCUGGACUUGGGAACAGAGCACAGCCUCCUCUCAGUGGAGCCCAGAGCCUGAAGCCACCAGGAGCACGCCCCCCAAAACGGACCGUCAGGAUGACAGCAACCCCGCAGAGAAAGCUCUUCAGAACUCAGAGACCAUGGGCCGGGGCACAGGUCCCGAGACGACCUAUAUUCUGGGCCCAGACCGACAGGCCCAGGAGGAGGGCAAGGAUUCACUGCUGUCCUCAGAUCUUCACGUCCAGCCUUCUCUUGCACCAACAGAGAGAAAAGCACAGUUCUUGGAGAAGCUUCAUGUGGCUUUACAUGACAUCUUAGCUGAAAACUGGGGGAAGAAGCUUGGGUCCACAGGGAAGGGGGAGAGAUCCGUGGAAGCUGAAAGUUGCCCCGACCUCCAGGAGUUCACUGGAGAGGGAAGUCCUCCAGGAAUCAACCAGAGACACUCCAUCAACUACAUGGAGAACCCCCCUGAAAUGAGAUGGCUCACUCCAGUGGCCUUUCCUGAAUGCCUCUCUGAAGUGUGUGAACAGGGCAUCUUCUCUCGCCUGGCCCUGGGGCAGGACAUGUGUGUGGACUGUCCUCUGGAUGCUUGUGAGGAGGCAAAGGAAGGAGAAAAAGGCAAGAGACAACAGCCUGACGCCUCACCUCCUUCCCCUAGCCUGACCCUGGAGAGGGCAAAUAAGAAAAGCAGGCUGUCUACCAACUUCAGGCAGGUGAGGAGGAGGAGGAGGAACUCCAAGGAAGAAGGAUCCUGGAGGAGGGAUGAAAGGAAAGGCCGAGACUAUCUAAGCCCUGCACAGAGUGCGGGGAGGGUAGACCCCAAGUCCCCAGGAAGCUCUUUUCGGAACAGCAGCCGGGAGACUUGUGGAGAAAUGGGAACCAUUGCUGGGACCUCCCUGACUGUUGAAAGAGGGCAUAAACUAACUGGGAAGACCCAGCAGUGGACCUGCCAGCAGAGAGCCCUCUCCACAUUUCCUGCCUCAUUUUCUCCCCAUAGCCCCACUGAUCCUCUCUUGCCCAAGGGGGCUGGAAUAGGGGAGCCCUCUGGCCACACCCCCAGUGGGCCUCAGAGAUGCACGGUGACUGCUACUUCAGCUAUGGAGGCCCUGGGUCCUCCUGGGAGACCAGCUGUGCCCAAUGUAAUGCCAGUCUCUAAGACUUCCUGGAAAAAUCCUGACCAGUGCCCACUGGCUGCUUCCUGGGAUCCACUGACUUCGCCUUCAUUCUCUAGACUCUCAGGGGACGUCUCAACAGAACACGAAGAUCUUGGUUUUGCUAUGGUGGCCAAGGCUGGGGAUGAUGAUACUGGCCUCUCAGACAUUGCUGAGGAACUGGAAUCUGCUGUUGGCAAAGGAGCUGUGGGUGCCUCUGAUGCCAACAGGCAGGCGACGCUAGGCUUGCCUGUUAGGCCCCAAGGUUUCUCCACCACAAGCCAACCCUGUGGCCAGGCUGGCCUGGGUUUCCCAUUAACCAAGUCUUCCUCAAAGGGACUUGUGGCCAGUGGAGCCAGUUUGGACCCUGAAGUGGCUGAACCGUCCAGCAGACCCUCUAGACAUCGUCGAAACAGACCCAGAGCUGGAGAGAAGCCACGGAAGGGGUUGUUGUCCACUGCCCAGGAAUGGGGCAGGAACGGGGGCUCCAGACCAGAGGAGAGCACCAGAGAUCGGGAGCCAGCCAGAGUAAGCAGAAGCAGAGGGGAGGAAGAGCGGACAUUGCCUCGUCUGCCAAAUGGCGUGAAACUUGUGUGUUACUUGGGGUCUGGGUCAUCAGUCAAACUCCUGGGGGCUGUGAGCCAAGCAUGGGAACCCAGACAACCAGCACAGUUGGAAGAACUGGAGGACCUCUCAGGAACCAGCUCAGAGGCACCUUCCCGGGGAUCCCAGCUUCCCUCCAGUUGGGCCAAGGGGCCAAAACAGGAGAGAGGGGCAACCAAAGAUGUCUUGAGUGGAGGAGAGACAAAGCAGCCGGGUAGGGCCUCUGUGCCAAUGACGCCGGCAGAGAAGGCACCACCCUCGGCAGAGACCAAGGCGAGGGAGCAGAAGAGACGUCCAGCCAAGGAGAAGCCGCCGUCGGUGCCAGGCCCUUCCCUGCAGCUCUCAGGGGAGCAGGUGCGCAGUGCCGUGGCCGAGUCCCUGAGGGAGGUGCUCCUGAAACGGCUGCAGGAGCCUGCCAACCUGGCUGUGGGAGAGGAGGCAGUGAGGGGCAUUGCUGCCAACAUCGAGGCUGCCAUCUUUGACCUCAUGCAGUGCACUGACUACCGCUACAAGACCAAAUAUCGAAGCCUGGUGUUCAACCUCAGAGAUCCCAGGAACAAGGACCUGUUCCUCCAGGUGAUCCGUGGAGACAUCACCCCGCAGGGCCUGGUUCGAAUGAGUGCCACUGAGCUCGCUUCCCAGGAGCUGGCCGAGUGGCGCGACCGAGAGGUGAAGCAUGGCUUGGAGAUCAUCGAGAAGCAGCAGCGAGAGGCUCCAAGCUUUCGGGUCACCAAACUGACCCACAAAGGGGAGAUUGAAAUCCAUACAGAUGUGGACCAGACCCUAACCUUGGAGGACUUGACCGAGCCAGCCUCCCAUCUGGAUCUGAGCCUGCGCCCCCAGGCCGGGGCCACUGAGUCGCAAUCUGGACGGGACACCACAGAGCAGCACGAGAGCCAUUUCCUGGACCCUGACUGCCGAGUCUGCAUGGGCUGGGAGGCCCCUCGAGGGGGCAGGGGCUUCCAUGUCCCCAGGAGCAUCCCACCCUCCAGAAGCAAAGUCACCAGCACCCCACAGAGACUCUCUGGCCCUGCCUCCUUGCCUCGAGUAGACGCCCCGCUGCCAGGGACCUCCAAAAGCAGAACCGGCCCUCGGACCCAGCCCCAGGACAGGCCCGAGCCGGCCUCCUGCCCGAGGCAGGCUCUGAAGUCCAAGGCCUUGCCAGGCCGGCCACUGUGGGAAGGUGCCCUGGAAAUGUUCUCCAUCAAGAGAUUUGCUGCGAAAGCCCACGUGGUUUAUGGCUCUGGUAGCCAGCUGAUCCAGGCUUUGCCCAAGGUGAUCCACUCGGCAGGCUGUGUCCUCCCUGAGGUUGUCUGGGAUUACUUGGACAGCAUCUGGCCAUCAGAAGCCAAGGAGAUCAGCGUGGUGCGGCUGUGCCCGCGGGGCGCCCGCGAUGCCCAGAACUACAACAUGCUCUACUCCUACCUCAACAACAAGCAGCGCUACGGCAUGGUGGCCAGUGAGCACCUGGACAUGUUCCUGGUGCCCCUGCCUGCUUUCCAGCCUGUGCCCCCCAAGCUGCGCCCCCUGGGAGGCCCAGGCCUGGAAGCCACUCACUGCAGCCUAGUGCUGGGACUGAUCCUGCCCAAGGCACCGCCCGGCAGUUCCCGCCUCAACGGAACCAGCUCGCUGCAGGAGAAGAAGCGCAAGACGGUCACCUUCAAAGAGACGGUAGAGACCAAGUGCUACUCGCCAGGGUGCAGGAACGUCCCCGUGGCCAAGGCCGGGCCUUCCUGGGCGCCUCGGCCGGACCUGGAUGGCCCCCCGCCGUGGGAAGAGGUUUCAGCUGACCUCCUGGAGGAGGUGGCCGGCCGCCUGGAGCAGGAGCCGCCCGACGCCGGGAGGGGCCCCUGCAGCUUCCCCUUCUGCUGCCAGCAGGACGGGGAGGGCCCCGGGCCGGACGGCUCCUGCCCCGCGGGCGGCCUGGGCCCCUCGGAGCCCCUGGCGGGCUGGGCUCAGCUCGGCGCCGGCGCCAGGGCCCAGGGGCAGCGGGCCCAGCCCUUCGGGGACGGCGUGGGCCCCGGGCUGCUGCCUCUGGCCCCUCCCCUGCACCCCGAGUGCGGGGGCCUGACCCCGGAGCUGGGGGCCCUGGGCCUGCUCCAGCUGGCCGGCUUGUUCCACUUCGGCAGCCCCCCGGCCGUGGCGCUGGCCCCGGCCCCCGGCCUGGUCCCCCACCCUCCGGCGGCCGACUGUUACCACCCCUACCCCGAGCACGGGAACGCGGCCUGUCCCCACGGGCCCGCGGGGGCGGCCUGCCCCCCGGCCCACGGCCCGCUGCUCCCGGCGGGGGAGGCCCUGUCCCUCAUCCAGCACCUGGAGGCCUUGGUGAAGAUGAACAGCCAGCUGCAGGCCUCCCUGCAGAUGUCGGCCCCCGAGCCCGCCCUCCCCGGGGCCCCCGGAGCCCCAGGCCCGCUGGGCAUGGAGCAGGCGGGCGGCGAGGCCGAGGGCCAGCCGUGCCCCCCCCCUCCCCUCUUCCUCGCUCCCUUCUGCGGAUCCGAGCAGCCUCCUCCUGGCUAUUGAAGGCUGCUGCGGAGCCCUCUUGCCCUCAGGCUGGGGGCCACCAGGCCUGCCGGGGCUGGGCCUUCCCCUAUCCCACAGCAGGCUGGAGCCACCGGGCAGGCCUGGGUGCUGGGGCGGGCACCUGCCCCCAGCCUGCCCUUCCUGGCCCGCUUCUGUUUUUGUUCAGGGUUCAAUAAAAAGUAUCCGCAAGCCUU